Molecule: messenger RNA, 892 nt
Organism: Danaus plexippus (monarch butterfly)
Lineage: Eukaryota; Metazoa; Arthropoda; Insecta; Lepidoptera; Nymphalidae
Gene: Taf9
Product: transcription initiation factor TFIID subunit 9
Exons: 3
Coding region: 128-835 (235 amino acids)
Biological process (GO): DNA-templated transcription initiation; RNA polymerase II preinitiation complex assembly
Cellular component (GO): SAGA complex; transcription factor TFIID complex
Molecular function (GO): protein heterodimerization activity; transcription coactivator activity; RNA polymerase II general transcription initiation factor activity
Source: RefSeq, a predicted model, not a curated record
AACAGAAGUACAAUAUAUUAAAUAAAAGGAAAACGCAAAAUUUUGUUGUGAAAUAUUAAUUAACAAAGAUAACGUGCCAUAAGGAAACGAUAGAUCUAUGUGCAGUAUUAAGUAAUAGACUAUCAAAAUGUCUGAAAAGGAAAAAUCAAAAGUAAACACGCAAUCAAAACAUUUACCUAAAGAUGCGCAAGUGAUCAUGUCGAUCAUGAAGGAAAUAGGAAUUAUCCACUACGAACCAAAGGUUUUGAAUCAGCUCUUGGAGUUCACUUACAGAUACGUUACAUCAGUAUUGGAGGAUGCGCGCGUUUUUGCAAAUCACGCUAAAAAGAAAAACAUAGAUCUCGACGAUGUCAGGCUCGCGGUUCAGAUGCAACUGGACAAGUCCUUCACAAGCCCACCUCCCAGGGAAGUGUUGUUAGAACUGGCCAGAGUUAAAAAUGUCAAUCCACUUCCUUUGGUGAAACCGCAUUGUGGAUUACGAUUGCCGCCAGAUCGUUAUUGUCUGUCAUCUUGUAAUUAUCGACUUAAACAGGCGACUAAGAAAGUAGUAGCGAAAGCGUCUAUACCAGCAGCCCCAACCAUCAAAACGGUCACCACACCUAAACCCCCUGGACAAAAUGUCGUGGUGAAAAGGCCCACCGGUGCUAUUGUUAAUGUGACCUCUAAACCGACUUCAGCACCAAAGCCCGUGUUGAAGUUUACUUCCAGUAGCAAGGUGGUUGCCAAACCAGCAGUCAGGGUAACUGCGGGACCUUCAUCCCAAGGACCAGUCAAGAUGGAAGUCGAUGAGGUCUCACACAAACGGAAAAGGGAUGAAGAUGAUUAUGACAUGUAGUCAAAUUAUAAUAAGUCUAUGUAUUUUAAGUAAAUAUAAAUACUAAUUAUGUUAAAA